Messenger RNA from Gigantopelta aegis, 1610 nucleotides. RefSeq names its product E3 ubiquitin-protein ligase RNF213-like. Gene Ontology annotation, molecular function: ubiquitin-protein transferase activity; ATP hydrolysis activity. Lineage: Eukaryota; Metazoa; Mollusca; Gastropoda; Neomphalida; Peltospiridae. The transcript is spliced from 8 exons. The annotation marks the transcript as partial. The record is from RefSeq and is a predicted model, not a curated record.
UCCUGGCUACAGUGUCUUGAGAACAAGAUAGUUACAGUCUUAGCUGGAGUGGUGGCCUUUCUUGACACAAACAGGAAUUUGGACAUUAUAAGAGACAUGCCGAGUGAUCACUGGGCUCACAUUCUGUGGUUGAGGAUUCUGUACAGUCCCUCUGCCUGUCAGCUCCACUACAAAGACUUGCUGUCUCCAGAAACCCACCAGGAGCUGGGUGAGAUAAUUCCAUACAACACUGGAGUCCACGGAAUGCCUUUCACAGCAGAGCUGCCCUUCUCGUGGUUACUCCAACAGCUUAUUGAAAGUGCUCUCACUAAUGCUGAAUACAGUCGUCUCCAAGAAAGUGAAGAGAUCAGUGUGGAACAUGCCAAGCUAGACUUAGUAGGUCGUGUCAUUCUUGAUACUCCAUAUGGCAAUCUCUUGAAUGCGGUGUCUGCAGAAAGGGGAAGUAACCAGAGAGCGAUUAUCAUGGCCUAUGUGAAAGAUUUUGUCCAUACAAAAUAUCUGUGCUCCAGACCAGAUAAACAUCAGAUUUUGUGUGAAGCCUUGGAAAUCUCAUCCAGACAAGUGAGGAUGGACAUAACAAGUUUGGACUUGAUGCCAGCACUGGUUGCAGUACAUUGUACUCACUCUCUUGUGAUGGGCAGACUACAGGCCUUCCAGGACAUUGAGCAGGUCUGGCCACAAGUGCUGGAUGCCGUGUGUCAGAUGAGGGAACAAGGAGGACAUGCUCUUCUCAACACUGAAGAACUGACACUGGAUGUUUUGGGCCUACUUCUGCUUCUGGAGCAGCUUGAACCACAGAAGGAACAACUGAAUAAGGAAAAGGGAAGAGCAGAAUGGCUGGAAAAGGUCAAAACCUUUUCACCAGUCAUUCAAAGAAUUUUUGACAACAUGUCACUUGGUCUUGGAUCUGUGUGUCAUGGACACAUGAUAGGAGCGAGAUGUUUGUGGACAAGAGUGGUAACUAUGAAGCUGUUUUUGGAAAGUUUUGCAGCCAAGGGAUCUAAAGAGAAUAAGAAGAUAUCUGAAAACCUGGUUGCACGAUGCAUGCCUCUUUGGCAGCUGCUGGGAGAAAAUGCUGACUUGAAGAAAAUCCAGUCGCUAGAAAACAUUGAAAAAUUCCUUAAAACUGUUAACAGGGUUGUUCUCCAGAAAUUGUCAGAAAAACUAGGAUUAUGUUCUAAUUGUUCAAGUGCAUUUGAAGCUCCUCCAGUUGUGUUGCCAUGCAGGGACAAAAUUUGUCAGAAAUGUUACAAUGACUUACUUGCUCUUGAUGAUCGACAUUGUCCCAAGUGUCACAAAGAUAUACCAGCCAACUUUAACAAGAAUUCAUCAUCGGCACAGAAAGAUAUAUCAGCCGAACAUCAAUGUUACCAACGAUGCUUUAACACCUUCCUCAUGUCAGUUGUUUCAAAUCUCUGCUUUGGAGGAGACACGGCUCCUGAGGAUGCUGUCAUUGAAAGGAUCCUAACUUACAUCACAAGGAAGACAUUAUCACAAGGACUCGGUGCCUCAGAAAGACUACAGACAAAGCAGAUAACCGUGUUUGAUAACCUGGUUGAUCCCACUCCAGUGGUGAGAUCGUUUCUGCUGAAGCUGCUCAUUCACAAGAG